AUGAAGGCGCUCGUUUUGCGUAAAUCUCCCAUCAGGUAUCUUGCGUUCAUCUCCGCAAGAACUUGCCCGAACCAGAUUAUCUGGGCAGACACACAGGAGCGUUCCGCUUGGCUCACCAUCUUCGACGGAUCAACGCAUCAUGGCAAGAACACGAACGAGUACCCAGGCGGCGAGCUCAGGAGAAAACACAUCCGAACAACGUCGUACCUCGAGAAGAACAAGUCGCAAGCCGGCACCGAGCCUGGAGGUCAAACUGUUGGAUCUGGAGUAACAGACAACAAUGACUACUAUCGGCCAACUUGGGACUGGCCGCAGUCCACAGACCAAAACCAGAGCCCAGAACCGCCAACGAACUUUGACGUACCGCCCUUGACAUCCGAUUCCAAGCCAACCGAGACGAUUCAGUGUGAAGAUUGGACACAGAGCGAGACGGCUCAUAAAGCCCCCAUUGUCAACCUCGCAAUGACCGACGACGAUUCGGAGUUGGAGGGGGCUCGCAAAGCUCCAGUAAUCAGCUUCACAAUGACCGACGGAAGUUUAGAGCCAGAAGUGACUCGAAGAGCUCCUGUCAUCAGCUUCGAAAUGACAGACGACGGGUCAGAGGCUGAGGCAGCCUCCCCUAUCAUGGCGGACUGCUCAGACGCGGAACUAGACGAGUCCAGCGCACAAGACGCGCGUGAGGCUUCUACGACCAAGUCCCACGCCGAAGUCGGUCCUGUCUCUGACGAGGACAUCCCCAGCGCGGACCUUCGGCACCGGAUCGAAAACUUGCAUGGAAGCCAAGCCCGGGACUUGACACACAUGGACCUAGGUGAAGAAGCUGACGUCGAGGAGUCGAAGGCAAAUAAACCAACAAGCCAAGCCCAGCGACACGGCAAAACCAACCUCGUUUGCAGCAGGCAGCUCCGAUAUCAACGUGAAGCGUCUGAUCCUCAAGACAGACUACAUCUGCUCGAGUACGAGGGGGCGCCCAUCAUGCCACCCCCAACGAUCCUUCGCCGUGCGAGGAACUAUCUCAACAUGAGGCCGCCCACAGACGAGGAUAACUUUGCAAGAUGGGCUGUAGAGUGCGCACGAAUCUGCCGAUACGUGGUCUGGCUGAGAACCAAGUACGAGGGGCAGACCUGGUGGGACGACCUUCUCGUUGUGGAAGGCAUGCUGGAGAAGGCACAGGCGUGGCGAUGGUGUGAGACGCAGGUGAUCCCCAGCCGACUAUCUGAACCUGUCCCCGAGAGCCACCGCCAUGCACUUGCUGCAGGCGUGACGGUUGCUGAUCCGCCGCCACUGCGUCAGUGUCAAGUCCAGCCGGAUGCUGUCGUGGUCGACCCUCCUUUGCACACCCCUUGGAAGCGUUUCAGACUGCCGGAUAGAAGACGUCACAGCUACCUCGCGGGAAUGAGCCAGUUCGACAGGGAUCAACGCAAGUGGGCGGAUCUCACCCGUGGCCGUUAUGGUAGUGUAUGGCAGAACAUGAGGCGUGACGGGCCUGUCGUUGACCUCCCUCCGCCGGCGAACUUCUGGGGUGUCAUGCCCCUUAGUGGCAUGAGCAAGGACAUGCUUCAGGUGUGGGAUCGGUUGAAGAAGCUCGAGUCAGUGAAGCGCGAGUUCGUUCACACUUUGUCCCUGGCCGUGAGCGAGGAUGAUACCCGUCGCUUCACCACCAUGGCCUUGGCUAUCGAUGAUGGUCUCCUGGGUACUGAUCCUUCCAAUGCGCAAAGAAAGGCCAUGCGCUUCCGCCUCGACGAGUUUAUGAAUCCUUCCUUACCCAUUCCUGCUCUCUUCCAGCCGCAAACCUUGGUGGACAUUCGACCGGCGGAAGUUGAAUGGCUGGAGUUCUUCUCCACUGACCUUCCAGAGGUACCGGCCAGAGACACUUGCGGGUUGGACACCAAGGGCAAAGCCUUCAUGCGGAAGAUACAAGCGAUGAUUGACUGUCAUGAUCCAAAGUUCAGACUCGGGCCGCAUCCUCGCAGCCGCCAGCUGAUCCAGCUGUUUGUCAACGAUGAAUGCGAGUCUGAGGGAGAACUUGCCGAAAGCGAUGUGAAGAAGGCGUUCUUCACUGAGGAGGAGGUUGCCAACUAUCUUGAGAUAGCAGAAGGCAUGGGUCUCCAGACAGAAAAGGGCGUGACCAGUAGGGAUCCCCACUACUGCAAGGCUCCCCAGCUGUUUGCUCUCGACGCGAUACGAUGGUUUGCUCCAGUAAAGAACGCUCAGUCAAGUGCCACUUCAUCCGCACAACAUGAUGUACGCAAUGACGACGAACCAGACACCGAGUACCUCCAGUUCAUCCCCUCGAAGGACAUGCUCCGUUCUGUCCCCGAGAUCAAGCGAGGCCAGCCUGCCGAGGCCACUGAGCGAACGACGGGAUUCUAUACCUGCUUGGCCUACCGCAUGGGUCUGACCCUCCGCAGAUUGAGGACGCAGCACGAAGCCAACCUGGUCCUCCUCGGAGAUCCCGAACGUAUCCGUCGCAACGUGGGGUCCGCCGCGUACACUGCCACACUCUGGGACGUGGAAUGCCUCGGGCAUACAUGGCUCCAAUACAGGCAUCCUGGCCACGGGGAUCAGCUCGUCGUUCCUCUAUUCAAGGACGUCGUGAGGAAGGCCGAAUCGGGUAAGUUCAGGAAGAAGUGGGAUACGGCGGACUACUGCGAUGAGGGUGAGCACCAGGCCUAUGUUAUCGUCCGAAAGGGGCUCAUUGACGAGCUGUGUCGCAACGACCCGCCCGAGUUCCGAAAGAAUGAGGCAGGGCAAGACGACGAGGCGACUGUCGCGCUCAAGGACACUAUCUGGUCGUUCGGUACCGUCGAGAACGGCAAGAUGCCCAACUACUUUGCUCUUGAUCGCCGCGCUAGGCAGAAUGGCAAGCUGGAAAGCAGGGGCGGUGAUGAUCUCGCAACUCCCACAGAUAGCAUGACUCUGCAUUCAACUGAUCAGAAGGACAAAGGCAAGGGAAAGGAAGUAGUCCGUCCUCAAAGUCGCCUAGAAGACGCUACGCCGAGGGGCGUGCCCAGGAGCAGUGUGCUAUCCAAGCCGACCUACAAGAACUGGCCGGGCAUGGGGUACGACCUGGAAGACGAAGACUGGGUUGUCGAGGAGCGCUGGGACCGACACGGCAAGCUUCACCGCGACAUGUAUGUUCCUCUGGCGAGGGUGGUGGAGAAGCAAAAGACUGGACGCACCCUCCACAGGGGCAGGCCUCUUGUUGGCGCCACGCCUCGCGAUCAAAGGGCCAUUGAGCAGAGACUGAAGAGAGGUGGCGCCGAUCCACCUGCACCUACGUUCAUCUACAGGUUUGCCGUCAUGGUAGGGCUGAAGCGUAAGAGAGACGACGACCCGGAAGACGAUCGUGUGCGUCUACCGAGUCCCAAGUAUCUUCCAAAGGUUGUGGCGCGUGUUCAAGAGGAGCCGCCCAAGAAGAAGAAACGUCGAUCCAGCGUUGGGUUUGGCGGCACUUCGGUGGUCGAGAUUAGAGAUCCCCCGAGAAGGUCGUCUCGAGAUGAGGAGUGAUGGAAGCGAGUGUGCGGAGGCAAUGAUGAGCGUCUUGUGUACUUGUACUGUAG
Molecule: messenger RNA, 3563 nt
Organism: Emericellopsis atlantica
Lineage: Eukaryota; Fungi; Ascomycota; Sordariomycetes; Hypocreales; Bionectriaceae
Exons: 6
Coding region: 1-3510 (1169 amino acids)
Source: RefSeq, a predicted model, not a curated record